UAUCACAUCGUAGUGGUGGUGGUGGCCGAAUAAUUAUUGGAAGUGGAGCCCCUCGUCCCACUGUCAUUGGCCGAAAAGACUUGUUUGUAAGAUAUGGAGAGCAAGAGAAGGCAGCUCUGCAAGAAUUUGAAUUUCUUUGUGACUUUUCCACUUCCCAUUCAGAUCUGGGCUCACAGGACCUCACUGCUUCUUCAGGCAGAGUAAAUAAAUCAAUCAUUACCACUAGCACUUCUGUGCUGUUACACACAGAUACCUCAGCAUUUCCUUACAUGAGUAGGAGUGUUGGUGCUGUUUUGCCUAAAGUAGAAAGUAAUAUAUUUAAAAAAAGCAUAAGUAACUUUGAAGAGAAAAACAGAAGUAACUUGGAAGAGAAAAACAGAACUGGGAAAAGUGAUGUUAGUGAAUGUAAUCGUGGUUGUCAAGGUCUGGCCGAUGAACAGGAGGGUGUGGAUACUCGCAGUAUUGGUAGUGUCAAGAGUGCUAUACGGCAGCUCAACAAGGUGAAUCAUAUCUCAGGAAUCAAACAACCUGCCACUAUGCCUACCAUCCCAGCUAGGAGUGCUUCCAGUACAAGCAGUACCAGAGCUAAUCACUAUAAGUCCAGUUCCCCAGUCAGUACAAACAAAACUAGGGCAUGGACCCCUACUAAGAGUAAAGUGAGUGACAGAAACAUCAUUGGAGCCUCAAAGUGUAGUGUUAGACAAGGGAACUCGCCAUCCAGUAGAACACCUUCUCCUCAGUUUAGGGUAAAAGAUAAAGGUAUUAGUAAUAAGUCCUCCAGUGGAUCACAUAGUUCUGUUGAGAGAGCACUGAGCAGUAACACAAAAACCAGCUCCCCAACGCGUAUCCCUCGUAUCCAAACAUCUCUCAUGUCUUCCAAAAAAGCAGCUGAAUCUUCUACAUUGCAAAGAGGAGAUACGUCUAAAGAUUUUUGCUGUGAAUCUACAAAAAAAUUUAAAACUCAGUGUGAAAAAUCAUUGCCACCUAAAGGCUUUUCAAGCCGAGCAGUUAAGCCUUCUCCUCGUAUACGCUCAUCUCUUCAACAGCGACAACAGCAGCAACAAAACCUUCAACAACAGUCUAACAAGAGUGGUAUUAGAAGUCCUAGAUUAGCGAGGUUAAAGAAAGCUGACCCAUUAGAAUCCUUUACUGGCAAGUCUCUGUGUGACAGUGGGUCAAGUGAAGGCUCUGAACGUUGUGGGGGAAGGCUUUCCCUCAGUGACUCUUGUGCUGAAAACUUCUCACCUAUUGAUAGUGGCGAUGAAGUUUUUUAUAAAGACUGUUAGCCAGCUUAUUAGUUUAUGAUCAUGAAGACUUGAUAUGUGAUGCCAUUGUGCUCUGCCAGAUAUGGUGCUUCAUGGGAUUUAAUGUAAGGGAGCACAGAUUCUUUUUAUUUUUUACUUUUUUUUUUUUGUUUGCACUGUGCAUGAUUGCCAUUAUGAAAUUUUGUAUUAGUUUAAGUAGCUGUGGGGUUAUUUAUUUCUUUAAUUUAUUUUAUUUUAUUCAAAGGUCCAUGGAUAAGCACAUUCCGACUUAUUGUGACCAUGACAAUAUUUCCAUAUUAUGUGAAUAUAUUUCAAAAAUAAAAAUUUUCAGUUUCUAAUAAUUAAAGCUGUUGUCUUCCACUGUAUUCUCAUACUAACAUGCUUAUGCUUCCCUAGGCUCACAUGAUGUGGAAGAUUUGCCAAAAGCAGUAUAGAUAAAGGUGGCUUUUUUCUGAUUAUUUUGAUUAAGUCAUGUUAGUAUUUGUGAGAGAUAAACAGGUGAAAUGGUAUCAAGUGUGUUAAAUUAUGUAUCUCAACAGCUAGAGCAUUUGCUAGUCACUAUGGAGUUAGGGCACCUAAGUAGGGUUUAGGAAGAUGCAGAUCUGUGUCUUGCAUAGAUGUAUUUAUGCAAUAAUUGACUUAAGUGUUGCAAGCAUUUAACUACCUUUCUGAUUAUUUGAAUCCUCUGAUAAUAAAUGUAGACUACUACAAGGGAUGUAGGACCGUGUUCCCUUAAAUGACCAAGAAUGUAAAACUGCUUGACAUUGAGGAAGACACUUUGUGCAAUCCUCCCCAGCAUUAGAUAUCCAAGAUACAACUUCCUAACAUAAUUUUUUUCAGUGUAUUGUAACUUAUCAAGAAGACCAUUUUUAUAUAUAAUUAUAAUAAAUAUGCAAGAAAAGUAUAUAAUUUUUUGCAUCAAUGAAACUUGCAAUAAAGAUAUGGUGUAUAAAAGUUGUAAGAGAUGUGUCUUGUAUGCUAGUAGGGAUACCUCAUUCUGGAGUGGUGAUUGUGUUGUAGUUGUAUAAAACCAACAUUAAAGUAUUCCAAAUUGACACAGUGAAGACUGAGUCUAGACCCCAAGCGUGUUCUACCCUUCCCUUAUCUUCAGUACAGUAUUGCAUCAACUGCAGUUUCUCGGUACUUCUGCAUAUACGGUAGGACCCUAACUUACGAAUAAGUUGCAUUCCCGGUGUUUCGAUUUAAAAAAAGUUAUUUGCAACCUUGAGACUUAUCCUUCAAAAAAAGACAGGAAAAAGGAUGGUUGUCACAUAUGUUCAUAACUGUAGAGAGACAUUCAUCAAAUAUUCUCUCAAUAUGUCUUUCAGGCCUCUUAAUUUGAAAAUUUUUUAUUAUAAUAGAUAAGUGCCAAACCCACAGGGGUCAUACAACACCUGGGGAAUGGGAGGCAAUUAUUUAUGAUCCAAAGAAGGGGAUGAUAAGUUCAAUUUCUUGGAUCAAGAGCCCCUCAACAGCACUUUGGUAUCUCCCAAGAGGGGUGGAAUAUCGUAAGUUCAGGUCCAGCUGUAAUUUGCAAUAAAUUCACCUAUUUAAUUUGUGAAAUUAAGACUAUCAGGUGCAUUGCUCCUUAACAAGAACAAAUAAUACAAGAGGUAUAAUUAGAGAGAAGUUUUAAAUAGUUCAUCUCAAUUCGUUUUACAACAUCCAGAUAUGUAUAAACAUUACUUUGCAAAUGUCUAUUGCAUCCAACAUAAACUAAACGCAGUAUUUUGACAGCAAUAGCAGUAAUAGUUGAUUAAAUAUCCCAGAAGAAUCUAGGUGCAGUCUAGUGAGAAUUUUCUUUAAUUGUACGUGGAAUGUUAAAUCUCUUAUUAUUUCAGAUAUUUGUUUUAUAUGUGAAUAUUUGGUAAUUUCUUAUAUGUUAGAAUUUUGUAAUUUAAGAUAAUGCACAGCUUAACAGAAAAACUACAUAAAUCCAGAUGUCUGCUCAUUUCUUGAUUAAUAAUCCUAUAAAUACAUUUUUUACUUCA
Cherax quadricarinatus is the source of this 3256-nucleotide messenger RNA. The record is from RefSeq and is a predicted model, not a curated record. Lineage: Eukaryota; Metazoa; Arthropoda; Malacostraca; Decapoda; Parastacidae.